AUGGCGGGUCCCGCCUGGUUCUGGCUGCGGGGAGCUGCCCGCCUCCUCCCCGCCGCCGGCGGGCGGGCUCCGGCGGCCCCGUGGCGCGGUCCGGGCUGUGCGCCCGCCGCUCGCAGCGCUCCGUUCGCCGGCUCAGCGUCCUCGAGCUCCGGGGAUGAGUCUCUCAGGGACAAACGUGCCCGGAUCCUGUCGCGCGGGCUGCCAAAGCAGAAGCCCAUAGAAGGAGUUAAGCAGGUGGUGGUCGUGGCUUCUGGAAAAGGGGGAGUUGGAAAAUCAACAGCAGCAGUAAAUAUAGCCCUGGCCUUAGCAGCAAAUGAUUCGACAAAAGAAGUUGGUUUACUUGAUGCAGACAUAUAUGGACCUUCAGUUCCAAAAAUGAUGAAUUUAAAAGGAAACCCGGAAUUAACACCAAAAAAUCUAAUGAGGCCCCUUAAGAACUAUGGAAUCGCAUGCAUGUCUAUGGGUUUCUUGAUAGAAGAGACUGCCCCGGUUGUGUGGAGAGGGCUCAUGGUAAUGUCAGCGGUUGAAAAAUUACUGAGACAGGUUGACUGGGGUCAACUGGAUUAUUUAGUAAUUGACAUGCCACCUGGGACUGGAGAUGUACAGCUCUCAGUAUCACAGAAUAUUCCAGUUGCAGGAGCUGUGAUCAUUUCCACGCCACAAGACGUGGCUUUAUUGGAUGCACUCAAAGGAGCUGAAAUGUUUAGAAAAGUCCACGUACCUGUUUUAGGACUGGUUCAGAACAUGAGUGUAUUCCAGUGUCCCAAAUGUAAACAUGAGACACAUAUUUUUGGAGCUGAUGGUGUAAGAGAUCUAGCAAAAACCCUCGGGUUGGAUAUUUUGGGAGACAUUCCACUGCAUGUUAAUAUACGGGAGUCGUGUGAUUCAGGACAGCCUGUUGUGGUCGCUCAGCCUCAAAGUGAUGCUGCUAAAGCCUAUCUAAAGAUAGCUAUGGAAAUAGUAAGAAGACUGCCAGUACCUCCUGCUUGAAGUAUUUACCACAGAAACUUACAAAAACAGCCAUCUUUGGUGCAACCAGUGCAGAAGAGUCCUACUACCUAAUAAUGUGGAGGCCAUAUCUUAGUUCUAAGAACUUCUUUAGGAGUUAAUUUACCAGAGAUUAUAUUAUGAUUGUGAUGUUUACUGGUUUUCGAAUCAUUGCUUAUCCAUGUCCAAAGGGAUUGAAGUGUGCAAACAAUGAUAGACAGUAUUUAAGUGCUGAAUUGUAACACCAUCAAGCAUUUUUCACGUGUGCUAUUUUAAGGUCAAGAAUGAAAACCAGCUUCUCCGCUCAAGGAGAAUGAUGAGAGGUAUACCAAAGGAUUAAUCCUGCUUAAAAACUUAAAUUUUCAAUACUCUUAAUUUCUUUCAAUUUUGGUUCAGCUUUUACUUGUUAACUGUCAAACUGACUUUAAGAUUUUAAGAAGAAAAUUCAGUUAUGCAACUGCUGUACUUUUUGUGUGUUCGUCUUAUAAGAAAAUUUU
Messenger RNA from Empidonax traillii (willow flycatcher), 1484 nucleotides. It is a transcript of the gene NUBPL, whose product is annotated as nucleotide binding protein like. Gene Ontology annotation, cellular component: mitochondrion. The coding region runs from base 1 to 990 and encodes 329 amino acids. The transcript is spliced from 11 exons. The record is from RefSeq and is a predicted model, not a curated record. Gene Ontology annotation, biological process: mitochondrial respiratory chain complex I assembly; iron-sulfur cluster assembly. Gene Ontology annotation, molecular function: ATP binding; ATP-dependent FeS chaperone activity; 4 iron, 4 sulfur cluster binding. NCBI's taxonomy places the organism in Eukaryota, Metazoa, Chordata, Aves, Passeriformes, Tyrannidae.